Gorilla gorilla gorilla (western lowland gorilla) is the source of this 2263-nucleotide messenger RNA. RefSeq names its product lysine rich nucleolar protein 1 (gene KNOP1). The record is from RefSeq and is a predicted model, not a curated record. The transcript is spliced from 5 exons. The coding region runs from base 148 to 1704 and encodes 518 amino acids. Lineage: Eukaryota; Metazoa; Chordata; Mammalia; Primates; Hominidae.
GACUCGAAGUGGACUUCCGGGUCACGGCGGAGCGGGCUCUCACGUGGAGGCGGGGAAAUUUCUCCCACCGGUGAGUGGUAGGGCGCGUUGCAGGCGGGCCGGCGCGGGGUCUGGAGAUCGCACCAGAGGAAGUGCGCGGCGGGGAAGAUGGGGAAAUGCGGUCCACCCACAUCCCUGAAUCCGAACCCUCCAGUCGGUGUGCGCCCGCUCCGGCCUGAGGCCGCCGCCUCCAGAAAGUUUUCCCGCCUCAGAGCCGGCCCUGGGACCACACUUAAUCCCUCCCAGUCUGUUGAUGCGGAGGCUUGGGCGCAUGGGAGCCUUGGAGGAAUGAUCACCAAGACACACAAAGUAGACCCUGGGCUCCCAGAGAAGAAAAAGAAGAAGAAAGUGGUCAAAGAACCAGAGACUCGAUACUCAGUUUUAAACAAUGAUGAUUACUUCGCUGAUGUUUCUCUUUUAAAAGCCACAUCCCCCUCUAAGAGUGUGGCCCAGGGGCAGCCACCUGAGAUGCCUCUAGUGAAGAAAAAGAAGAAGAAAAAGAAGGGUGUCAGCACCCUUUGCGAGGAGCAUGUAGAACCUGAGACCACGCUGCCUGCCAGACGGACAGAGAAGUCACCCAGCCUCAGGAAGCAGGUGCUUGGCCACUUGGAGUUCCUCGGUGGGGAAAAGAAAAAUAAGAAGUCACCUUUAGCCAUGUCUCAUGCCUCUGGGGUGAAAACCUCCCCAGACCCUAGACAGGGUGAGGAGGAAACCAGAGUUGGCAAGAAGCUCAAAAAACACAAGAAGGAAAAAAAGGGGGCCCAGGACCCCACAGCCUUCUCAGUCCAGGACCCUUGGUUCUGUGAGGCCAGGGAGGCCAGGGAUGUUGGGGACGCUUGCUCAGUGGGGAAGAAGGAUGAGGAACAGGCAGCCUUGGGGCAGAAACGAAAGCGGAAGAGCCCCAGAGAACACAAUGGGAAGGUGAAGAAGAAAAAAAAAAUCCACCAUGAGGGAGAUGCCCUCCCAGGCCACUCCAAGCCCUCCAGGUCCAUGGAGAGCAGCCCUAGGAAAGGAAGUAAAAAGAAGCCAGUCAAAGUUGAGGCUCCGGAAUACAUCCCCGUAAGUGAUGACCCUAAGGCCUCCGCAAAGAAAAAGAUGAAGUCCAAAAAGAAGGUAGAGCAGCCAGUCAUCGAGGAGCCAGCUCUGAAACGGAAGAAAAAGAAGAAGACGAAAGAGAGUGGGGUAGCAGGAGACCCCUGGAAGGAGGAAACAGACACAGACUUAGAGGUGGUGUUGGAAAAAAAAGGCAACAUGGAUGAGGCGCACAUAGACCAGGUGAGGCGAAAGGCCUUGCAAGAAGAGAUCGAUCGCGAGUCAGGCAAAACGGAAGCUUCUGAAACCAGGAAGUGGACGGGAACCCAGUUUGGCCAGUGGGAUACUGCUGGUUUUGAGAACGAGGACCAGAAACUGAAAUUUCUCAGACUUAUGGGUGGCUUCAAAAACCUGUCCCCUUCGUUCAGCCGCCCCGCCAGCACGAUUGCAAGGCCCAACAUGGCCCUCGGCAAGAAGGCGGCUGACAGCCUGCAGCAGAAUCUGCAGCGGGACUACGACCGGGCCAUGAGCUGGAAGUACAGCCGGGGAGCCGGCCUCGGCUUCUCCACCGCCCCCAACAAGAUCUUUUACAUUGACAGGAACGCUUCCAAGUCAGUCAAGCUGGAAGAUUAAACUCUAGAGUUUUGUCCCCUCAAAACUGCCACAAUUGCUUUGAUUAUUCCAUUUAUGCUGGAGAUUACAAAUUUUUUUUGUGAAAAAAUCAGAUCUUGGUGAUGACCUCGAGCAGUAAGAUAUAAGUAACUUCCAUAAGCUUAGCGUUCCAGUAAUGGAACACUAGGCAUAAAUGGUUUAUUCAGUUGUGCAAAUGAAAGCCAUCUGACAGUUGGCUCACAUUGAACACCUGUGGAGAUUAAGGACAAGGACAACUAUAUUGAUGGGCUUGGAUGAACUGGGGCGGGGCAGCUCAUAUUUCGGGAGCCAGGAGAACGAGUGAGUGCUAAAACCUCCUGUUUUCUGUGUUAAACAUUCCGUCCCUGUUUGAGACAUCAGUAUGUACAGUUAACCUUUGUUGAGUGUUUAGCAGGUGCUAGGGACAUACUAGUGUUUUCCUUAAUGUAUUUAAUCUUCAUAAUUAUGAAAUGGGUGCUAUUAUUAGCCCCAUCUUAUAGAUGAGGCAACUGAGGUUCAGGGAUAAAGUAAUAAAAUUGCUUGGGGUCACCCAGCCACUAAA